AUGGAUCCUGAACGCAAAAUACCUUAUCCAUAUCAAAUAGUUCCUUACUGUAUACGGUUCUUUGGUUUAUCAUCCAAUCUAUUGGUCAAUAACGAAAAACAUGUCAUUCAUGGAAUAUCAAUUACAUUCGAAACAUUACGAAGAGAAAAUAUAACGAGCCAACAAUUAUAUUUAUUAUCUGCAUCAAUUGAUGUUGUUGAACGAUAUCAAGCAUUUCUCGAAAGUUCACAUUCAUCUUUAUCAACACAAGUAUUUAACAAUUGUUCAAAACCAUGGUUUGGUGAAUAUUGUCAAUAUUCAUUUAAUUUGACAUGGUCAUUCGACAAGAUUGUACGGAAUUAUUUCUCUGAUAUUAAGCUACAAGCUGGUAACUCAUUUACGGCCGAAACAUGUUAUACAUUCAUAGAAUGUAAUCGGGGUCCAUCACCAUCUUGUCUCGAUUGGCGUGAAAUAUGCGAUGGAAAGAUUGACUGUUUGAAUGAUGGUCGAGAUGAAAUUGAUUGCGAGAAGCUAGACUUAAAUGAAUGUGAAGAGGACGAGUUCCGUUGUAGCAAUGGAUUUUGUAUUCCGAAAGAACUUUUCAAUGAUGAUCCCUUGACUCCAGAUUGCAUCGAUCGUUCGGAUGAAAAGUAUGAUCAGAAAGAAUCUAGCAAUUUUGAUCAUCGACUAAGUAAAAUUUGUAAACGUGGAAUUCUUAUCUAUGUAAAUAAUUUCACAGAAAACUAUUGUUUAUGUCCGCCAGCCUAUUUUGGAUAUCGAUGUGAAUAUCAAAAUCAACGAGUUAGUCUCGCAUUACAGUUUCGAACAGUUGAAUGGCGAACGGUAUUCACUUUUGUUAUCAUGCUUGUUGACGAAAAUACAAAUAUUCAUUCUUCGGAACAAUAUGAUUAUGUGUCCUUACGUGAUUGUCGAAAAAAAUUCAAUUUCUAUCUUCUUUAUUCAACACAACCAAAAUAUGUCAAUCAAACUUACUAUGUACGUAUUGAUAUUUACAAUAAAGAAAAAAUGGAGUAUUAUGAUACUAUGUUCUAUCCUAUUCGAUAUUCAUUCUUACCAGUACAUCGUCUUGCACUACUAGUCGAUGUUCCUAUACGAGAUGUUGCCACCGUAUCGAAAAAAUGUCUUUUGAAAUGUUUACAUGGACAAUGUAGAUAUUUUUCAAAUUUCGAUAAAUACUUCUGCCAAUGUUUGAAUGGCUAUUCUGGAAUGUUAUGUACAAUAAAGAAUUCAUGUGAUUGUUCACCAGAUUCGAUAUGUGUUGGAAUUGUGAACAAUCGAUCGAUUUGUAUUUGUCCUCUUGAUAAAUUUGGACCACGUUGUUAUUUGAAAAGAACGGGAUGCAUCUCGAAUCUAUGUUCUAAUAGUAGUCGAUGCAUUGCUAAUGAUGAAACAUAUUCCGAAACGGAAUAUUAUUGCCUUUGUUCUCAAGGUUACAUGGGUUCAAGAUGUGAAAAUCCCGAGACAAAAAUUGAAUUUCUUUUUGCUAAAACUAUAUCGAUUCCACAAACGAUGUUUAUUUAUUUUAUCUAUAUCCCAUCAAUAUCUAAGUCAUAUUCUUCGCCACCUGCUGAUCCACCACAGAUAAUCAUGGUUUCAAAAUUAAAGUUUUACGAAAGUUCUUCUUUUGUUUAUUUUGGAGGAGAAUUUCAUAUAAUUUUUGUAAAAAUUCAUCAACAUUAUUAUCUUGCUCUACUUCGACAUAAUUCUACAUUAGGAAUCAAUAUUUCUACGACAAUUAUUCCUGAACAUCGUUGUUUAUCAAUCAAAGACCUAUUCACUGAUAAUAUUCCAAUCUUGCCACGAUGGCAUCGUGCAAAACAUUAUCAUAUUCCAUGUCAAAAACAUUCAAAUUUGGUAUGUUUCUAUGAUAAUGAUUUUUUCAUGUGUCUAUGUGACAUUGAUCGAAAUGCAAAUUGUUUCAAAUUUGACUAUCGUCCUCUUUACAAAUGUUUUGGAUAUAAUUAUUGUGAAAAUGAUGGUCAAUGUCAUAUAGACAAUAGCACUUGUCCAACAUCAUCGUCAUGUUUUUGCAAAGAAUGUUAUUAUGGUAGUCGAUGUCAAUUUACUACAACAGGAUUUGGCCUAUCACUUGAUGAUAUUCUUGGUUAUAAUAUUUGGCCUAAUAUUCCUUUCUCACGACAACCGAAAGUAGUAAAAAUCAGUACAGCUUUAACAGUAGUGAUGUUUUUUAUUGGCAUUAUCAAUGGUCUUUUAUCGAUGAUUACUUUUCAAACGAAGCGAUCACUUGCAAUUGGUUCUGGUCUUUAUCUACUUGCAUCAGCAAUAACAUCUUUUCUAACAAUGACAAUAUUUGCUCUCAAAUUUUUAUUCUUACUUCUUUCUCAAAUGUCAAUAAUUACCAAUUAUUCUUUUCUUUUAUCGAACUGUAUUUGUAUAGACAUGUUUUUGAAAGCAUUUUCAACAAUUGGGCAAUGGUUAAAUGCAUGUGUAAGUGUUGAACAAGUAUUCAUUGUUCGAUUUAGAACUAAAUUCAAUAAACUUUUUAAACUUAUUGGAAAAGAAGCAUUUACAAUUGCUAAACAUCAUUGUACAAUUAAUAUUGAUGUUGUUAGCAGUUUUGUCUAUGAAUAUUCACUAGACGUUGAUGGAAAACCAUUAGAAAAAUUUAGUGAAAAACGUUCGAAAAUAAGUCGAAUGUGGACACUAACACUAUAUAGAAAGAAUUAUCGUAUUGUUUUAGAAAAAGAUACACUUGAUCUAUGGGUUAACGGUCAACGUAUUGAAGCUGAUGCCACAUUUGAAGAUGAAGGAGGUGAAAUAGUUUUUGACAUUGGACGUCAUCAAGCAAAUCUAAAAGCUGUUUCGUCAGGUAAUCCUCGUUUGGAAAUUAACCAUGUUUUGUUUGUUGAUGAAGUUGAAAUAUCACAAGAAAGUGAAUACGAUAACAAUUAA
Molecule: messenger RNA, 2913 nt
Organism: Rotaria sp. Silwood1
Lineage: Eukaryota; Metazoa; Rotifera; Eurotatoria; Philodinida; Philodinidae
Source: the annotation of a GenBank genome assembly